UUCAAGUUAUAAAGCUUGUGAUUCGCUAAAAUGUUAUCGUUAUCGGAAAUGUAAAGUCCAUUUUAUAUACACUAAAGUGCCAGCUGGCAAACCAUAAUGCGAGGCUAAGAUGGGGGUAAGCCAGUCCAAAGCAGAAGAGCCUAAGGAAGAUCCACCGAGGCAAGCACCUGUUGUUAGACCAAGAAGUGUGUCCAGACCUCUUGAUAGGCCAGACACGGCAAGACUUGAUUUUCGACAUACGACAUCAGGAUCGUUUGAUGGGGCGGUAGGUGGGAAAACAUUGAAGAAGAUAGAGAAAGAUGACGAUGCGAGCUCACUUCACAGUGUCUUGACACUGGGGGAAACUGAUGGGGCAGUGGGCGGGAGAACGAUGAAGACAGAGGAAGAAAAGAAUAUCGCGCGCUUCCUACAUAGUCGGUCCUCGCCAGAUUUAUCUUACGGUCGUCGAAACGUUACUGGAUAUGCAAGUCGCCUUACACAGAGUUUGGCUUUAGAUGACGACAAAAGAGCUGGACGUCUAUUGGAACGCCGCCGAAAGGCUAGACUUUCUUCAGAAGCUAAACUUACCAAGCAAAUAGUUUACAAAUCAAAGAAAGAAUCGACCCUUGUCUGCGCUGCCAUUGAUUUUGGAACCUCUAACACCGGCUACGCGUACUCGUUUAGGGCAAAGCCGAAGGAGAUCAUUACCAACUAUUGGUACGGACAUGAAAUUAAGACUCCUACAGUGGUCCUACUACAUCCAGACAAAUCACUUUACUCAUUUGGGAAGGAGGCUAGGGACAAGUACGAAGCAUUGAUGAAAACAAAGUCCCACGAACAAUGGUACCUGUUCGAACGGUUCAAGAUGAAGCUAUACACCAAAGAAGGGCCGCUCGAUAAGGACAUUGAAAUUGAAGACAUCCUUGGUAAACGUAUGAAGGCGAUCGAUAUCUUCACGAUGGCGAUUAGAUAUAUAAAGGAUCACUUAAUGAAGGAGUUGUCGGAUAGCGAUCGGAUGAAGGAGGUCAACAUCAAAAGCGAGUCUGACAUCCACUGGUUGCUCACGGUCCCCGCCAUCUGGAAUGACCUCUCCAAGCGCUUUAUGAGAACGGCUGCAAACAAUGCCGGCAUUCCGGAUGAGAUGUUGAGCCUGGCACUUGAACCAGAAGCCGCAUCAGUGUUUUGUAAGGAGGAGUUGGGAUUGAAGAUCGUUCCUGUUGGUUGUCGCUACAUUGUUCUUGACCUAGGUGGUGGCACAGGAGAUAUAACGGUGCAUGAGGUAAACCCGGAUGAAAGGUUGAAAGAGCUUCACCAGCCAACUGGUGGAGAUUUUGGAGGCACCAAUGUUGACAACAAGUUCAAACUAAUACUGGUAAGACUCUUUGGAGCAGAGGUUGUCAGCAAGUUUAAGUACAACCAUAUGCAGGAAUACUGGGAACUGAUGACUGAUUUUGAAAUAAAGAAAAAGAAGUUUGACGGAACCGGAAGAAUGAUUUUAAAGUUCCCGACUCGUUUGCUAGAGUUGUAUGAAGACGAAGUUGGCUUUAAACUUGAAGCAAGCUUGCAGCAAACAGUGUUCGAAGGUAAAAUUGAAUUCAAACUCGGGAAAAUGUUCAUUACAGAGGCACAGGCCAAAGAGCUUUUUCAGGAAGCUGCAACCAAAGUCCGCGAAUUCACGCAAGACAUUUUGGACAAAGUUGAGAAUAUAAGUCACAUUAUUAUGGUCGGUGGAUUUUCAGAAUCACCUUAUCUACAAAGUGAAAUGAGAAAUAAUUUUGAUAACUUGAUUGUUCUCCCCGAGGAACCUUCUGGAGCAGUGCUGAAAGGUGCUGUCCUUUACGGACAAGAUUCCGGACAAAUAUCUGCUCGCGUAUGCAAAAAAACAUACGGCAUUGCUCGGAUGAUGAAGUUCAAGCCGGAUCAUCCACUACACAAGAAGAUUACAAUCGGCAACAGGGACUAUUGUGAUGACCUCUUUAAUAAGCACAUAGAAAUCGGGACGAAGGUAAGUAUUGAUAGCGAAAAUGACGCGAAAGAACAUGAAUAUUUUCCACCCACUGGUCACAUGAAGCAAGCGGUGUUGGAAGUUUAUGCAAGUUCAAAGCGAGAUCCCAAAUUUGUUGACGAAGAUGAUUGUGAAUUUGUUGGCUUGAUUAAGAUUGAUAUUGACCCGCAGGGCGAUAUUUGGUCGAAAAUUAUGGUGAAAAUGCUCUUUGGUGGUACUGAACUAAGAAUCAAAGUGCGAGAUGUUAAACAAGGUCAUGUAACUACUGCGGCUGUUGACUUUCUUGGUUGAAGUGGCCCUGACUGGCUUGAUCCGAAUAAAUGCAUUAACAUUUGCUACACGUAUAGUUUGCUGUGGUAUGUAUUUGUCUUUGUAUUGAAUAAAACAUUUUUGGCAUAAUUUGCCCAAAUCAAUUUAUAAUUAUACACAGUAUUUGAAUAAAAAAUGUUUCAUAUCAUGGCUAACGUACUUUA
This is a messenger RNA of Mya arenaria, 2457 nucleotides long. Its product is annotated as heat shock 70 kDa protein 12A-like. The record is from RefSeq and is a predicted model, not a curated record. The transcript has 14 exons. Bases 110 to 2275 code for a protein of 721 amino acids. Gene Ontology annotation, molecular function: ATP binding; ATP-dependent protein folding chaperone. NCBI's taxonomy places the organism in Eukaryota, Metazoa, Mollusca, Bivalvia, Myida, Myidae.